Molecule: messenger RNA, 1680 nt
Organism: Nerophis lumbriciformis (worm pipefish)
Lineage: Eukaryota; Metazoa; Chordata; Actinopteri; Syngnathiformes; Syngnathidae
Source: RefSeq, a predicted model, not a curated record
AUGAUGAUGGCGGAGCUGGUUCAGGGACAGGCCUCGGUGGCUCAGCCCGGAACGAAAGAUGACUUCGCAGACACUAUACGCCGGGUGCGACAGAUGGCUGCCAAGAUGGGAGGAGAGCAGAUGCCAAAUCUACACAGUUCCUCGCCCGUCAUUGACCCCUCCCUCUAUGGUUUCGGGGGCCAGAAACGCACGCUGGACAAUGGAGUAGGCAACCAUCUUGGUGCAAUGGUACAUCAAAGGGCUCUCACGACCGAAGACUUCAAAGUGCCUGAUAAGAUGGUGGGCUUCAUCAUUGGAAAAGGAGGGGAGCAGAUUUCAAGAAUCCAGCUGGAAUCUGGCUGUAAGAUCCAGAUAGCAUCAGACAGUGGAGGCAUGGUGGACAGGCCCUGCACGCUGACUGGCAGUCCUGAGAACAUUGAGCAAGCCAAGAGGCUGCUGACUGAGAUUGUAGAGCAGUGUCGCUACGGUCCGGGCUUCCACUGCGAGAUGGAUGGCAAUGGCGCCAUCCAACAGAUGCUAAUCCCCGCAAACAAAGUGGGCCUGGUGAUCGGCAAGGGGGGAGAGACCAUCAAACAGUUACAGGAGAGAACAGGAGUGCAGAUGAUCAUGAUUCAGGAUGACCCAAUGCCCACUGGUGCAGACAAGCCCUUGAGAAUAACUGGAGACCCCCACAAAGUGCAGCAAGCACGUGAACUUGUCGUCAAACUAAUCAGGGAUAAGGACCAAGGAGAAUUUAGGGUGGGCAGGGCUGACUUUGGGUCCAAAAUGGGCGGAAGCAGUCUGGAUGUGGUGGUACCCAGAUUUGCAGUUGGCAUCAUCAUUGGCAGAAACGGAGAGAUGAUCAAGAAGAUUCAGAAUGACGCUGGGGUCAGGAUUCAGUUCAAACAAGAUGACGGGAUCAGCCCAGACCGUGUUGCCCAAGUGAUGGGCCAGCCUGACCACUGCCACCAUGCUGUGCAUCUCAUCAAUGAGCUAGUUCAAACUGCCCAGGAGCGAGAUGGCUUUGGGGGUGUGAUGGGUCGUCGCAGCAGAAGUGACUGUAACAUGGGCGGCGGCCCUGGGGGGCUACAGGAAGUGACGUACGCCGUACCCGCUGACAAGUGCGGCCUGGUGAUUGGCAAAGGCGGAGAAACCAUCAAGAACAUCAAAGAGCAGUCUCGCGCCCACGUGGAGCUGCAGAGAAACCCGCCACCCAACACUGACCCCAACGUGCGCAUCUUCUCCAUCCGAGGCACCCCACAGCAGCUGGAAAAGGCCCGGCAGCUGAUCGACGAGAGGAUUGGGGGUCCUGGAUUGGGAGGAAGCUUUGGAAUGAAUCCCUACAACCAAGGAGCAGCCACUCCUCCACAGCACGGCCCUCAAACCUUCAUGACUGGAGGAUGGGGGACAACUUUCCAGAUCUGGCAGCCUCCAGGCCAACAAGACCAUAGUCACAACGGAUCCCAGACGGGGCAGAUGGACUGGGAGCAGUAUUACAAAAAGCUAGGUCAGCAAAGCCAAGCCCAGAGUGCUGCUCCUGAAUACAACAAAGCCUGGGGACAAACCUCGACUCCUGGCUCUCAGCAGGCUUCCACUCCAGACUUUAACGCCUGGGUGGAUUUCUACAGGCAGCCCAUGGCUUACUUCAACCAGGGUGCCCAGCAGACUCAAGCCCCGGGCCUUCAGACAAAUGUCUCAUAG